AUGGCAUCCCACGCGCCCGCUGCAUGCUGCACAGCCGGCAAACUACACGAAGGUACCCCUGAGGGUAGCCUGAUCCAGAUUGACGGCAACAUCGAAGCGUAUCUGGCGAUACCAACAUCUCAGCAGACGCCCGCGCGAGCAGUACUGUAUCUGCCGGACAUCAUCGGCAUAUGGCAGAACAGCAAGCUCAUGGCUGAUGAGUUUGCACGCCAUGGCUACGUCUGUCUUGUUCUCGACACUUUCAACCGUGAUCCCUGUCCAUUAAACAUGCCUGCGGACUUCGAUAUCAUGAAGUGGCUGCAAGAAGGAUCCGACGGCCAGAAUCCGCAUACGACAGAGACCAUUGACCCGAUAGUCCAGGCCGCAAUCAAGUAUCUGAAAGGCAUGGGCAUCGAACAGAUUGGGGCAGCAGGGUACUGCUUCGGCGCAAAAUACGCUGUGCGCCACUAUCAAAGCGGCAUUCAGUGUGGUUUCAUUGCUCACCCCUCAUUUGUGGACUCAGAUGAGUUGGCUGCCAUUACUGGGCCGUUGUCCAUUGCUGCGGCUGAGUUCGACGACAUAUUCCCCGCAGAGAAGCGCCACGAAAGUGAAGCGAUACUGGCGAAGACAGGAAAGGACUACCAAAUCACUCUGUUCUCUGGAGUCUCCCAUGGUUUCUCUGUUCGUGGUGACGUGAAGGAUGAGAAGCAGCGGUUUGCAAAGGAGCAGGCCUUUUACCAGGCGAUUACUUGGUUUGACAGAUACUUCAAGACCAACUAG
Colletotrichum gloeosporioides is the source of this 759-nucleotide messenger RNA. Its product is annotated as Hydrolase tropI. Bases 1 to 759 code for a protein of 252 amino acids. The transcript is spliced from 3 exons. The record is from RefSeq and is a predicted model, not a curated record. Gene Ontology annotation, molecular function: hydrolase activity. Lineage: Eukaryota; Fungi; Ascomycota; Sordariomycetes; Glomerellales; Glomerellaceae.